This is a messenger RNA of Parastagonospora nodorum SN15, 312 nucleotides long. RefSeq lists its product as hypothetical. The record is from RefSeq and is a predicted model, not a curated record. Lineage: Eukaryota; Fungi; Ascomycota; Dothideomycetes; Pleosporales; Phaeosphaeriaceae. The transcript has 2 exons. Bases 1 to 312 code for a protein of 103 amino acids.
AUGUGGCGCGAACUCGUCAGACUCGCGCGACGAAGCUUCACGCCGAAUGCUGCAGCCACCAAACUUGGCGACGACCCCGCAACGAGACUCAAGACGGACGGCCCUGCCGAAGCUUUCAAGGAGCCCUGGUGCGCCGAGAACAACAAGAUGCACUUACGACGGCCAAGAGCACGAAGCCGUGUGGCUUGCAGGCCGCCUGAGGGCAAUCAUGGUGUUCACGAUGGUGCUGCAUCAAUAUGUGCAGCUGAUGCGGUUCUUUUUUUGAUACCGAUAGCUGCAAAGUUUAUUGCAGCCACAAUAUCGACGUUCUAG